AUGACGUCACAGGAAGGGCGCCGACCUCGUGCGGGCACGACGACGAGUGUCCUGCGGCGGAGUGACCGACGGGGCGGCCGAUCAGAGUUGGUCGACGCCCCGGUCGGCGACGGGGCGGCCGUCGGAGUGGCCGAUCGGAGUGGCCGACGGGGCGGCCGACGGGGCGGCCGACGGGGCGGCCCGAGCGGCGCGAAACUCGGAAUGGUGAAGAGUGCCGCCGCGAACGCCCCGGGCGCCCACGGCUCCGACGGACUGAGCGGCGACGGUGCCAGAGAGAGCGGGAGCGAGGGAGGACAGGGACGGAUCGGCUGCGAUUGUGAUCUUGAUGAUGAGGCGGACGUGUCACGUGACGCAUGA
This is a messenger RNA of Penaeus vannamei (Pacific white shrimp), 357 nucleotides long. Lineage: Eukaryota; Metazoa; Arthropoda; Malacostraca; Decapoda; Penaeidae. The record is from RefSeq and is a predicted model, not a curated record.